Messenger RNA from Melanotaenia boesemani (Boeseman's rainbowfish), 2649 nucleotides. It is a transcript of the gene pdgfc, whose product is annotated as platelet derived growth factor c. Gene Ontology annotation, molecular function: platelet-derived growth factor receptor binding; growth factor activity. Lineage: Eukaryota; Metazoa; Chordata; Actinopteri; Atheriniformes; Melanotaeniidae. The record is from RefSeq and is a predicted model, not a curated record. Bases 557 to 1651 code for a protein of 364 amino acids. The transcript is spliced from 6 exons. Gene Ontology annotation, biological process: platelet-derived growth factor receptor signaling pathway; positive regulation of MAP kinase activity; positive regulation of phosphatidylinositol 3-kinase/protein kinase B signal transduction. Gene Ontology annotation, cellular component: membrane.
CCCAACCCCGUCCUCGCAGCGAUAUUUUAUCUCAGCCUCCAAGUUAUGACUCCAGACCGCGCCAGACAACAGAACUCGUCUCGCUGUUGCGGAUGGUUUCUGGGUACAGACUAUAUCAGGUUGCUGGAGUCCCUUGCUGCCUCUGUGUGUGAGCUUUUGCACUAAUGCGUAAAGAUCUGCUGGGAUUUAUAUGACGGAGAGAAGAACGAACCGUGGCCGCAAACUUGAGCCAAAAUGCUUAGGCUAUCUUUAAUGAUUUCGUAACGUAGAUAAUAUGCAUGCACAAGGACGACUUUCCAACUAAAGUCAGAAUUUUAACUGCUCAAAACCAAAGUCUGCUCAACUCCGUUUCCAACUUUUCACAGAACCAACAGGUGCGCACUUGCACUGCACAGCAGAGGCAGGUUUGAAUGCUCAAGAGCGGAUUUCUUCUCAUCCAUCGAGUUAAAGUUUCACUUUCUGCGGAGGGACUGAUGAUUAAGAUUAUGUGGAUUUUACUCAGCCUCUGUCCUCCACAAAUGUGUCCAAAACAGUACUGGUGUCCUGUAAACGACGCAUGUGUGUGGUGAUACAAACCAUCCCGUCUACAGCGCUUUGUGAUCGCCAACUACCACUCAUCCAAAUGAUCCUUCCAUUAAUAUUCCUUCUUGCAUCGCUUCUCCAACAAUAUGGCACGGAAGCUGAAUCGAGUCAUGUCAGCAAAUUUCAUCUUCCAAGUGUAAAGGAGCAAAACGGAGUGCAAGAUUCCCUUCAUGAAAAAGUCAUAACAGUUUCUGGAGAAGGAAUGGUCCACAGCCCUGACUUCCCACACACCUAUCCCAGGAAUACCGUGUUAGUCUGGAGACUAGUGGCGACCAACAACAUGAGGAUCCAGCUGACAUUUGAUGAGAGAUUCGGUCUGGAGGACCCCGAAGAUGGGAUAUGCAAGUAUGACUUUGUGGAAGUAGAGGAUCCAAGUGAAAAGUCUCUCCUGGGUCGCUGGUGUGGAUCACAAUCAGCACCAGCAAGUUACACAUCUAAAGGCAGUCAGAUCAUUAUUCGUUUUGUCUCUGAUGAGUAUUUCCCCUCUGAACCCGGAUUCUGCAUCCACUACUCCCUUCUGCCCAUGAGUGUUUCAGAGCCAGAGGUCCCUGCAGUUCUCCCUCCAUCCCUACAAGGCAUCGAAGAUCUCUCAGAAGCUGUGGCAGGGUUGAGCACUAUGGAGGAGGUCAUGAAAUACCUAGAACCUGAGCGAUGGCAAGUGGACAUGGAGGAGCUGUACAAACCUACGUGGCAUGUGCUGGGGAAAUCAUUCAUCCAUAAUAAGAAGGCUAGAGGAGGAGCUGAUCUCAAUCUGCUGAGGGAAGAAGUUCGACUGUACAGCUGCACGCCGCGUAACUUCUCUGUGUCAUUACGUGAAGAACUGAAAAGGACAGACGUCAUUUUCUGGCCUAGCUGUCUCCUUGUGAAACGCUGUGGUGGAAACUGUGCGUGCUGCUCUCACCGCUGCUAUGAUUGCCAAUGCAUUCCUGCCAGGGUCACAAAGAAAUACCACGAGGUUCUGCUGCUGAGGCAUCGAAGUGGUGGGAAAGGCCUGCAGAAGUCCUUGACUGAUGUGCCCCUGGAGCACCAUGAAGAGUGUGCCUGUGUGUGUAAAGAUGACUGGGACUGACCUCAAACAUGCGUAAUCUCUUCCAACAGAGGCACACAAGACAUAAGAAAUGAACCCCUGCUGCUGUUCUGUACCUCAUCCACUUCCACUGGGAGCUAACAAGAUUCUCCCCUUAUCCUGUUGUCCUUUCACUAAUUGGAUGAAGCAGAACAGAUUGGAAUCUAAUAAAUCUUUUGAAUGGAUGUGGCCGCUGUGGAAUACCAAUACUGUGCUCUGACUACAUUUUAUAGAGACACAAACUCACUAGAGCAGAUGUGGACUAUGACCUAUGAGCUCUGAAGACUAUUUUGUUCAACUCCUCUGAGAUAAGAACACUGAGGCAUUUUCGCUUCCUCUUCCCUUGUCUUUUUUUUUUUUUUUUUAAGUUUAGUGUGGGCUGAAAGUGUGAUGGAAUAUGGGAGCUCUUUUGUACAAGUAUUUUUCUUUCCCUGCCUUACACUCUCAGCCCUCCUAUUAUUACCAUCCAGGCAAAAAAAAGGUGAUUUUUAUGAGUAGUUUUUCUUUCACCUUGUUUUUGUGCCAGAUUUAAUCUGUGGCAAAAUGCAGCUGCACGAGACUGCAUUAUUUGUAAAUGUUUUAUUUACACUUAUUUUCUGUAUCAUUGUGCUUUUUUUAUACCAAAGAUCCUCAAGGAGAAGAAGUUGCACAUGAUGAAUAAGUCAGUCAUUGUUAAGAAACAGGUCUUCCAUUUGAUCGCAGUAAUAUCAAAUUUGCUUGCUUCAGGAAUGCCUAGUGUCAAGCUAUUUUUGCAACAUGAUUGUUCAUAUUAAAUAUUUAUUUGUUUAAUUAAAGGGAAUUAAGGCCCAACAUGCUUUGUUUGCUACAUUUGUUGCUGUACAGUAGUUUCAGCCUGCAUUUCCCUUUGUUGUCAUUUUUACAUUGCCAUUUCUUUAUGGACAUUUUGAAUUUUCUGUACACAAAACUUAUUUAUCUCUACUUUUGCAACAUCUGUUUGUGUAUUUCGUAGUACUGAACAUCAAAAAUAAAUUUUUCCAUUU